This is a messenger RNA of Magallana angulata, 1900 nucleotides long. RefSeq names its product CXXC-type zinc finger protein 1-like. Gene Ontology annotation, biological process: positive regulation of DNA-templated transcription. Bases 201 to 1889 code for a protein of 562 amino acids. The record is from RefSeq and is a predicted model, not a curated record. Gene Ontology annotation, molecular function: zinc ion binding; DNA binding. The transcript is spliced from 15 exons. Gene Ontology annotation, cellular component: Set1C/COMPASS complex. Lineage: Eukaryota; Metazoa; Mollusca; Bivalvia; Ostreida; Ostreidae.
AAAAUAAAACGCUGUUUUGACCAUGAUGACGUCGAUUUUAUGAGUCUCAGGAAAUCCAAAAUAUUAGGUUGAUCCAGAUGUCUGCAUACCAAGAAAUGGACACUCUUUUCAGAUGAGAAAUAGUAAAUACAUAUAAUUUUAAGAUUUAAUAUACUCUACCUUAUCUGUCGUUGGUCAGUGUUGUCAUCCAACUGUCAACAAUGCUGCCAGAAAGACAAGCCAAGGUAGAACAGCUGAUCCGAAUCAUGGACCACGAGGGGCCUGGAGGGGCGUAUGAACAAGAGUACUGUAUUUGUCGCUCCAAGGACAGCACCCGAUUCAUGAUUGGUUGUGACAAUUGUGAGGAAUGGUACCAUGGUGACUGUAUUGGAGUGACCCAGAAAGAUGCUGAGCAGAUCAAGCAUUUCUACUGUGCAUCUUGCCGAGAACAAGACCAAAGCCUGGAAAUCAAAUACAAACACAAGAAAAGUUCAUCCAAAGAGAAGCACUCUUCCCACAAACAUUCAAGUGACAGAGAAUUCCGAAGCCGAGAUGAUUCUAGCAAUAAAAAGAAAUCAUCGAGGCGAUGCGGUGAGUGUACAGCUUGUCACAGGACAGAGGAUUGUGCAAGAUGCGACUAUUGCAAAGAUAUGAAGAAAUUUGGUGGACCAAACAAAAUCAGACAGAAGUGUAGGCUCAGACAAUGUCUUAAUUUUGGAUUGAACAUGACAAGCAAACGAACAGAAAAACAAGAAUGUGUUCUGACCACAGAGACAGAGUCUAUCAGAACAGAAUACUACAGUGGACCACAUGAUGACGAUGAUUUUAUGGAUGUGGAUGAUGACCCAGAUUAUAGCUCAGAAAACAUUGAGAAAUCUCCUAAGGGAAAGAGAGGAAGAAAGAAGAGCAUGUCAGAGAGUGGUUCUGCUAAGAAGAAGUAUAAGAAACGGGGACGCAAGCACUCACCAGAAAAGAAAACAAAGAAAGCCAAAGAAAAUGCUUCAGAAUUAAAGAGAAAGAGGUCAGAAAUAGAAGAAGUCAGGCAGAGUGAAAUAGAUGAGCCCCGGCAGUGUUUCGGACCAGGAUGUAUCGAGCCUGCUCGAUCGAAUUCCAAAUACUGUUCCGAUGAGUGUGGUCUCAAACUAGCAAAAAGUCGGAUAUAUGAACUCCUACCCCCAAAGAUACAGCAAUGGCAGAGCAGUCCGUGCGUGACGGAGGAGAACAACAACAAGAUGCUGGAGAAAAUACGGCGCGAACAGCUGGAGUGUCGGCAGAAACUGGCGCAGCUGGAUCUCAAACAUCAGGAACUGGACGGAGUCAUCGAACGAGCCAAGAACGUCUCCAUCGCCCCGGAACAAGACGAAAAAGACAAUGAAGAUGAUUUGGAGUUGAGUUUGUACUGUGUUACGUGUGGAGCCGAGUUAAAUCAGAAAGGAGCACUACGCCACAUGGAGAAAUGCUUCUCCAAGUUUGAAGCCCAGACUUCGUUCGGUUCAAUCUACAAGACGAGAAUCGAGGGCAACUCCAUGUUUUGUGACUAUUACAACGCGCAACAGAAGGUUUACUGUAAACGACUGAAGGUCCUGUGUCCAGAGCACACAAAAGAACCGAAGGUGGGACCAGAGGAAGUGUGUGGUUGCCCGCUUGUUAUACAGGUGUUUCAAGAAACAGGAGAGAUUUGCAGGAUCCCUAAGAAGAAGUGUAACAAACAUUACUGCUGGGAGAAGUUACGGAGGGCCGAGAUAGAUCUGGAGCGGGUUAGACAGUGGCUGAAGCUGGACGACCUAUUUGAGCAGGAGAGAAACAUCCGAGUGUCCAUGGCCAAUCGCGUAGGGGUACUGGGGCUGAUGCUCCAUCAGACGGUGGAUCACGAUCCAAUGAAUCCGAUCCGCCCUCCAACCAUGGAAUAACAUCCAAUCCA